AUGCAAGUUGAUUGUGGCGAUAAUCACCAUUCAUUGUCUACAAGCUGGCGUAUCUCCGCUAUGUUACUGCUUGUCCACUUCAAAUGGUACCUAUUAGCUUUCAUAUCCGGAAGACGUAGAGCAUUCUGGCUUCUUCAAGAAAAGACAGACUCCCUAGUAUUCGGAUGGAAUCGAUUCGAUGAAAAAGGCAUUUCAAAGCUGACUUUGGAACGAGUAAUACACUGGGCCUUUGAUGAUACUUUGGAUCUCCCCUUGGUUGAUAUAUCAGAAUUCAAUGUAAUUGGGGGAUCAUGCGUAGCUGAAACUUAUAAUAUACUUGCAAAGUCGUCAGGCGUAUUUCGUUACUAUGAGGCGGCGAAGAGGAGUCUCAAUUACAAACGAGUUCCGAGAAUUGAGAAAGUUGAAUUCGAACCUGCGUCAAACAAAAAUCAAUUGGUGAAAUGGACGUUGCAAGGUUCUCCAUGCCAUUCUGAAGAUAGUAUGAUCAUGUUCGAAGGACUAACUGAUCAACCUCUCGAAAUGACCAUUCUUCCUAUCGAAAGUACGGCAUCUAGGAAAACCAGAAAUUCGAAGGACGUUGUCAUCAUUCUCGCAGCUUUGCAUGACGGAAGAUUCUCUCUACCGACUUUAGAAUCCCCACAGGCUGCGAUAAUCGAGGCGGAGGAAAUCGUACCGGCGUCGUCAGAAUCCCCACAGGCUGCGAUAAUCGAUGAGGAAGAAGCCGAUUCGGCGUUGUCAGUCACUCUACUGCCACAAAAGAAAGUUGAAAUUUAUAGUACUGCAUAUCUUGAAGUCAAUGCUGAGAGAGGAAGACGUAGAGCAUUCUGGCUUCUUCAAGAAAAGACAGACUCCCUAGUAUUCGGAUGGAAUCGAUUCGAUGAAAAAGGCAUUUCAAAGCUGACUUUGGAACGAGUAAUACACUGGGCCUUUGAUGAUACUUUGGAUCUAGCCUUGGUUGAUAUAUCAGAAUUCAAUGUAAUUGGGGGAUCAUGCGUAGCUGAAACUUAUAAUAUACUUGCAAAGUCGUCAGGCGUAUUUCGUUACUAUGAGGCGGCGAAGAGGAGUCUCAAUUACAAACGAGCUCCGAGAAUUGCAAAAGUUGAAUUUGAACCUGCGUCAAACAAAAAUCAAUUGGUGAAAUGGACGUUGCAAGGUUCUCCAUGCCAUUCUGAAGAUAGUAUGAUCAUGUUCGAAGGACUAACUGAUCAACCUCUCGAAAUGACCAUUCUUCCUAUCGAAAGUACAGCAUCUAGGAAAACCAGAAAUUCGAAGGACGUUGUCAUCAUUCUCGCAGCUUUGCAUGACGGAAGAUUCUCUCUACCGACUUUAGAAUCCCCACAGACGUCAAAAAUCGAGGAGGAGGAAGUCAAGUCGGCGUCGUCAGGUAGCCGGGAAGAACUUGAAAUUCAAGCAGAAGCGGAGGAAGAAGACAAAAUUAUCGGUGAAUCCCCACAGACGUCAAAAAUCGAGGAGGAGGAAGUCAAGUCGGCGUCGUCAGGAAGCCGGGUAGAACAUCAAAGUCAAGCAGACGAGGAGGAAGACGGCGAAAUAAUCAGUGAAGCUGCAGUUACCACGGCGAAGGAGAUGGCGUCGCCUGUAGAAACCACGACACACUUACUCCUUCGAGUGAGCGGCAGUUCAUCUAACAGUAUUCAUAUUGGUACCAUUGUAGCAAUAGUACUCGUGUCAGUUUUGGCGAUAUUAACCAUUAUCUACUUCUCGUAUAGACGAUGGUGUAAACAGAAAUUGGUGAAAUAAAUAUUCUCCUCUCAGUGUUCAUCAAUAAUGCUCACGAUCAUUGUAGUUAGCAAAGGCAACAAGACGCUUUUCAGUCGUCGACGUUUCUACAUUAUUUUCGUAUCUGAUUUCACUUAAUUGCAACAUAUUUUAAUGUAGUAUUUAUUUUACUUCAUCAACGACAAUUCACUCAUCUCACUUAUUCUCCCAUGUGAUUGCAUUUGAGUCUGCGGAAUUUAAAUAUGUUCAGAAUUCCGAAUGUUCCGAAUCUCCUAAACAUUUACUGAACAUUGUGUUCACAACUUUUAUUCAUUCAUAUUUGUUAUCAAUUUGUAAUUCAUAAUUAACUGCAC
This is a messenger RNA of Trichobilharzia szidati, 2090 nucleotides long. Lineage: Eukaryota; Metazoa; Platyhelminthes; Trematoda; Strigeidida; Schistosomatidae. The record is from the annotation of a GenBank genome assembly.